ACAGUUGAUAAAUGGCGGGGGCGAUAUUAGAAAAUCUAAGUGGGAGAAAGCUGACCAUACUGAUAUGUUUUUUAAUGUUGUGUCAGAUUAUUUGUUUUCUGAUUGGCGGACUUGUUGCACCGACGCCGUCUACCGCAGACCACAUUUUGGCCACAAAAUGUUGGGAUCCUGAUCCCAAAAAUAACACCGAGAAGUGGUUCUACGCUCGAGGUCGCGGUAAAUGUCAAACAAUUGAUAUACACGAUCACACUGAGCCAAAUAUGCAAGCAAAUAAUAUUGUCUUCGUUUUUCAAAUUCCACUACCAAGAGACAGUUUAAUGCACGAUUACUUCCGGUGGCAACAAAAUCUUAUUGGAAUCCUACAGAUUGAUAUAGUGUACCAAACAGGAGUCGAUGAAAUGGAGCCGCGCGUUCCGUUGACGCUAAAUGCAAGGCUGGCUUAUCGAAAUAAAGGUGAUGCCGAUGACGACUGGAAAAGUUAUGCCGCUUCAGUUGAAGAAAGGAUCCUUGAGUGUUCAUCUGAUAGAAAACCUGGUUACAACUAUAACUGUUCAUUUGUUCCGUUGUUUGAGUUAGGUUCUCUUCAUCACGAUUUCUAUUUAUUAAAUAUUCGCCUGCCAGUGGAUGCCAAUAAAACCAUUAACAAAGGUCUGGGACAUGUAGAAGACUUGUGGCUAGUUACCAUUAAUCAGAAUGGAGGUUUUACAAAAGUUUGGGUGUCUCUUAAAAGCGUAUUCUUCCCAAUAAUUAUUGGUAUAAUGGUAUGGUUCUGGAAAAGAGUGCAUCAGUUGUCUCGCUCCCCAGCACUUUUGGAGUACAUGCUGUUUUCUUUAGGAAUUGCACUAACUGUGUUGAAUGCACCACUUGAAUAUUUAACACUCUCAUUUGACAUGCCUUUCAUGUUGCUCCUUUGUGAUAUACGGCAAGGCAUAUUUUACGCAACACUGCUGUCCUUCUGGUUGAUAUUUGCUGGAGAGCAUCUGAUGAUUCAAGAUACUGCGGAAAAAAAUACGCUGCGCACCUACUGGAAACAUCUGAGUGCUGUAGCUACUGGUUGCAUUUCUCUUUUGGUGUUCGAUAUAUGUGAACGUGGAGUGCAACUAAGAAAUCCGUUCUACUCCAUUUGGGAUACAGAAUUGGGAACAAAUAUGGCCCUAUCUUUCAUUAUAUUGGCUGGUAUAUCAGCAGGAGUAUAUUUUCUAUUUCUAACUUACAGAAUUUGGGCAGUGUUUUGCAACAUAAGUGCUAAAAGAUCAGCACUGCCUUCAUUGUCUUGUGCACCCCAUUUACAUUACCAGGGAGUAAUAUAUCGAUUCAAGUUCCUCAUGUUAGCUACAUUGCUUUGUGCAUUAAUGACUGUUGUGGGCUUCAUUCUGGGACAAGUAUCUGAGGGUCGGUGGAAGUGGAAUGAUCAAAUAGAGAUUGAAUUCACAUCAGCUUUUUUCACGGGAGUCUAUAGCAUGUGGAAUAUUUACAUAUUUGCACUUAUUGUUUUAUAUGCUCCCUCUCACAAACAAUGGCCAUCAGAAGCAGAUAUACGCAGCAAUUGUAAUGAGGAGAUUGAAUUCAGCUGAUUAGCUACUGAUCCCAGUGAAAUCUCAUCUUUAACGUCAUUUGCAAGGAAACCUGCACUUGAUUAAUGGCAGCGUGUUGGUUGGUUGCAAGGUCUGUUGCCAUUGUCUUCAAUACCAGAAUCUGAUAUUGAACACAGUUUGAUUUAUGGUAAUAUGUGUACUUACAGGUGGUGUAAUGUAGGCAUUUGUUCAAAAUGCAGAUGAAAGAUGUGGCAUGCAAUAGUGUAUUAGCAUUGAGCAUGAUUUUGUGUAAUAAUUCCAGUCAUAAUUAUAAUCAUAUAGUAUCACCUGUAGCUUAAAAAGUGAUUAAAAUUUACAUUUUCAAGUUUAUGAUAUGCCAAUGGGGACAUUCUCUGUAUGCACUAAUCUGAGUUGUGACAUUACUGACACUAUGCUAUGUUUAUAGUAUAGAAAAAUUUGUCAA
Messenger RNA from Schistocerca nitens (vagrant locust), 1998 nucleotides. Its product is annotated as protein wntless-like. Gene Ontology annotation, molecular function: Wnt-protein binding. The transcript has a single exon. The record is from RefSeq and is a predicted model, not a curated record. Bases 12 to 1574 code for a protein of 520 amino acids. Gene Ontology annotation, cellular component: organelle membrane; endomembrane system. Gene Ontology annotation, biological process: intracellular protein transport; Wnt protein secretion; Wnt signaling pathway. NCBI's taxonomy places the organism in Eukaryota, Metazoa, Arthropoda, Insecta, Orthoptera, Acrididae.